Schistosoma turkestanicum is the source of this 2225-nucleotide messenger RNA. NCBI's taxonomy places the organism in Eukaryota, Metazoa, Platyhelminthes, Trematoda, Strigeidida, Schistosomatidae. The record is from the annotation of a GenBank genome assembly.
GUAACGUGUUGAAUAAAGAGGUGGUUAGUGUGUUUCAAUCAAUGCACGCAAAUACUUCGAUUACACCUACUACGUCGAACAGCGGUUGUUUUUGUGAUUUUCCAUGUUUAUAAAAAUCUACAAAAUCUUGAUUAAACAUGGAAGAAGAGGAUACUUACUUACCAGAAAAUCAUCCAUUAAAGCAAUACUUUCGAGAAAUCGGAAUUCCUGAUAUUGUUUCUUGCGAAAUCUCUAAAACAUCUAAUACUAUUACGACUUCUCCGGUGAAAAAGUUUUCCCAAAUUUCAUCAUAUUUAAAAUGCAUAAAUCCUUUUGCUCUUAAAUUCCAUCUUUUAUUCGAUUCACUGAUUACAAGACAAUUUUUGCAUCAGAUAAUUAGCGUAAUACAGUCCAGUGACCUAAUUACUGUUGAGAAUAAACCGGUAGUUGAAUACAUAUGCUCAGUGGAAAAUAAAGAGCAAGUUCACACAAGAUAUUAUUUUGUCAUAUUUCUCAUUAUUUUUGGAUUCGGAUUAAGUUACUCUACGUACAUGACUAUCAUAUUAUUGCUGGUUAUUUUAUGUUUACGGAUGCCUACUGUGCUUUUCUUGAUUGCAUCUAAACACCAUCUUGCAGACGCAUUGAAACAAAUGAAAAAAUUCUCUCAAGGAUCACAUCUUAUUGUUCUUUUCUUACAAGAUCUGAAUACCCGUCGUUAUUUCGGUCCCAAAAUUGUAGAUAAAAAUACGUUCAAACUUUUCCCACUGAUAUACCAUCAACUAUACAACUUUAUGCACAACUACCUUUUAGCAUUGAUUGACUUUUCUGUAAAAUUGGAAAACUUAAUUGAUGAAAAUAAUUCGUUUCUACCAUUGGAGAUGUCAAGUUCAGAACUUAUUCAAUUAAAAUGUGAUAUAGAAGAAAAACCUGCAGAUCCAAACAUUGAAAAUUUAAAAAUGUUUUGUGAACUGUUGAAAAUCUUAACUUCUGAUCUUUUGAUCAAAUUAUCCUCAGUGAUUUGUCAAUCAAGACACGAUACUUUCCAUCUAUUACAAUUAACUAAAUCAGUUUGUAAAUGGGAUUAUUUUUUGAAUAAAAUAAAAAAUGAAUUCAUCAAAGUGAAUGAUUUGCAUACAAUGAUUUUAAAUGGCAAAUUCAUCAGUAAUAACGAUCAAAUUGGUAAAAAUUGUGUAUCUGGAGAAAAUGAAGGCAAAAAUCUCCAUAAACGACCAGAGGCUCGAAUAACUCACGAACUGUUAUUACAUCUUCUUGUUUCUGUAGAACAUGCUAACAACUUGAAGUCUUAUAUUGAGCAAAAUUGUAAUAUUUCAUUUGUUUCCAAUGAAACAUUUUCCAACUUAGUUAAUCUGGUACGUUGUCAAUUGAAUUCAUCUUUGAUCUUCUUGAAUGAAUUGGAUAAUGCUCAAACUGUAAAUUAUGUUGAUCUGCCAAAAGAAAAUCUCGAGACAACUGAUGUUGACUUUUUAUAUUGUCGAGAUGAGAUUCCAUCUAAUAGAGCUGUUUUAAAAGCGGUGGAUCCAAUUGUAGAAGAUGAUGUAUUAGAAGAUAUAGCCAUUGGGGACUCUUCUAGUCGUGAAUCCGAAACGGAAUACGACAAUGUUGAUGAUGUGGAUUCUCUAAAGAGCCCAUUAUCAGGUAUGCAUGUUUCUGUAUUGAAAGAGCUUAAAAAUGUAAUAUCUCACCGGCGAAUAAUUAUGCAAGAACGUGAAGAAUGUGCUCUGAAACGACGAUUGAAAAUUGAAUGUCUUGAUGACGAAAAGCCGAGUCUAGCUACUGACAAGGUCAACCUAACUUCUGAAAAGGAGCUUCAAACUUCAUUUCUACCAUCAUCUGAUUCACUUGAUACAAAUGAAAACAAUUGCGCAUCCAUGAAUGAUAAACUUUUAGAAUUUUUCUCAACUUCUUCAAUUAAUUCAUCAUGUGAAAAUUUCAAAAAAUAUCAUACUAGACGUCGACAUUUCAAAUCUAAUGUUCUAAAACGAAAUGAAAUCUUUUACCAAUUGUCAUCUACUAGUAGUGUACAUGAAAAUUCUGAAAAUGCACAGUCACAAAAUUUACCAAACAAUCAACUUUUGCAAUGUUCUACAUUAGCGAGCGCUUUAAUGAAUCAACGUAAACUAUUAGGAUUCACUAUGGAGGAUUGUUUUACAGGAAUCGGUUCAGGUGAAAUGUAUGUAAACAUUGCCGAAGAGAAUCAUUCAAACAUUUCAUUAGAUAAUCAAUGA